Messenger RNA from Coccinella septempunctata (seven-spotted ladybird), 1142 nucleotides. It is a transcript of the gene Ublcp1, whose product is annotated as ubiquitin-like domain-containing CTD phosphatase 1. Bases 103 to 1062 code for a protein of 319 amino acids. Gene Ontology annotation, biological process: protein dephosphorylation. Gene Ontology annotation, molecular function: protein binding; protein serine/threonine phosphatase activity. Gene Ontology annotation, cellular component: nucleus. Lineage: Eukaryota; Metazoa; Arthropoda; Insecta; Coleoptera; Coccinellidae. The transcript has 3 exons. The record is from RefSeq and is a predicted model, not a curated record.
CUCUAUGUUCAUCUGAAUAAACAUAGAUCAUAGAUGUUAUAAACAAUUGAAGAUUUCAUUAGAAAUACAAAUUGUCUGCCUAUAAAUUUAUGAAAAAAAAAUAUGGAAGGUGCUGAAUCUAAAGUACUUGUGAAAUGGAGCGGUCGCGAGAUCGAAAUAGAAUAUGGUCCAAAUGAAACGGUGUUGGACUUGAAAAAUUCCAUUUAUAAACAAACAAAAGUAAAGCCUGAAAGACAAAAAUUAUUGAAUUUGAAAUUCAAAGGUAAAACACCAGAAGAUUGUUGUUGCUUAUCGUCAUUGAAAUUGAAAUCUGGUUUCAAAAUAAUGAUGAUGGGUUCUCUGGAGGAAGAAAUUGAAAAAGUAAAUGUGGAACCUCAAGAUAUGCCAGAGGUUAUAAAUGAUCUUGAUAUAGAGGAGGAGGAAGUAGCUAUAGAAAAUCAAGAAGUUUAUCUUGCAAAAAUUGAAAAGAGGAUAAAAGAUUAUGAAGUCAAAAUUCUAAAUGACCUCCGUCCAGAUAAAAAAUUACUUGUACUAGAUAUAGAUUACACACUUUUUGAUCAUAGAUCUUCUGCUGAAACUGGAAAUGAGUUAAUGAGACCCUAUUUGCAUGAAUUCUUAACAUCUGCAUAUGAAGAUUAUGAUAUUGUAAUUUGGUCUGCAACUGGAAUGAAAUGGAUUGAGGAAAAAAUGAAAUUAUUGGGGGUAUCAUCUCAUGGCGCAUAUAAAGUUGCCUUUUACCUAGAUUACCUGGCUAUGAUCUCUGUUCAUAUUCCAAAAUAUGGUGUUUUAGAUGUUAAACCACUAGGAGUAAUAUGGGGAAAAUUUCCCCAAUUUUCUCCCAAGAAUACUAUUAUGUUUGAUGAUAUCAGAAGGAAUUUCAUAAUGAACCCUAAAAAUGGGCUUAGAAUACGUCCAUUUCGGCAAGCUCAUUUGAACAGAGGAACUGAUCAAGAGCUUUUGAAGCUAUCAAAAUAUUUGAAAGAUUUAGCUGAAAAUUGUGAUGAUUUUUCAUCAGUGAAUCAUAGACAUUGGGAGAGAUACAAUCCUAAACGAAGACGCUGAUGAUAACUUUUUAAACAAAUUUUAAUACUCCAAAACAUGAACUAUGUUCUUACAAUUCAAAAUAAAUUUUUUCUGAAGAA